UCCUGUGACUGUUCAGAGCAGUCCCUGCUCCAUCCUCGGAGUGCUGAACACACCAGGGCUCUGCAUCUCCUGCCCCCACAACUCCAGGUAUUUGGACCAGGAAAAAAAGGUUUUGACAUCUCCAGGCAGGGAUAAACAUGUCAAUCCUGGGGAGGCUGAGGAGCGGCUCUGCUGCCCUUGGGGCGCUCCUCUCUGCUGCUCUCAUUGUGUCCAUCCACGGUGACUGCGGUGCCCCGCCGCGUUUGGCAUCCGCGGAGCCCCGGCAGCUUCAGGAGGGCACCGAGGGGUUUUCUCCGGGCUCCGUGGUGCACUACGUGUGCCGGCCGGGAUUUGGGAGGAAUCCUCGCACCAGGGAUUCCUUUGUCUGUGCGGACGGGCGAUGGAGCGGACCCAGUGAUAUGUGCAAACUUUGUGCAGUGAUUCCCUGUCCCAUGUCCCACAGGUACAGACUGAUCGGACAUUCUGAGCUUCAGUGUGUGCUCAGAAACGGAGCUCUUACWUGGGACAGAGAUAUUCCCAUCUGUGACGCGAUUUCCUGCGCCCCACCUCCGGACAUUGAGAACGGGCAGCGCACUGGGAUGGACAAGGAGGGUUUUGUGUUUGGGGAUUCUGUCACCUACCGGUGCCACAGCGCCGAGAGGGGACACAGACCUUUCUCCCUGGUGGGAGAGGCCUCGAUUUUCUGCACAAGCAGGGAUGGUCUGAACGGAGUGUGGAGCAGCCCAGCCCCGGAAUGCAAAGUGGUGAGCUGUGGGCAGCCCAGAGUGGACAAUGGGAGGCUGCUGAGCGGGUACCGCUCCCAGUACAGCUACGGGGACAGAGUGGUGKUCGACUGCGAUUUCCGCCACAGCCUCAACGGCAGCGAGACCUCCACCUGCCAGGACAACAACCACUGGGAGCCCCCCSUGCCCGUCUGCCAGCGCAGCAGCUGUGAUGACCCCCCAGACGUGAGGAAYGCUGUCAAAGCCAGGCUGGCUGGGAACCUGUUCCCCGUGGGCACCGUGGUCACCUACGAGUGCCAGCAGGGUCACCGCUUCAGCUCCGGGGACACCGCGCACAACAUCCGCUGCCUCCCUGAAUUCGUGUGGAGCGAACCCCCAGCCCCGUGUGAGAGAAUUGUUUGCCCAGAUCCAGACAUCCCAAAUGGAAAAGCCUUGUACCCAUGGCAUGUGGAAGAUGUUUUUGAGUACGGGGACACACUGAAGGUGAUGUGCAACGAGGGAUUUGCUUUCAAAGAGCACAGCGGCAGCAGAGUCACCCUCCACUGCACCGAGGAUGGCAGCUGGAACCCCUCGGUGCCAGAGUGCAUUCCAGAACCACGCUGCCCAAAGCCAGAAGUCCCUCACGCAAAGGAGGUUUCCAAGAACAAGAGGGAUUACACGGUGGGGGCCGAGGUGAGGCUGCUGUGUGAGCAGGGCUACGGCCAGCGGGGUUCGGCGCUCAUCACCUGUGGGGAUGAUCUGAGCUGGCACCCCUCUCUGCCCUUCUGUGACCAAGUCUGUGGGCCCCCUCCAGCCAUCCUCUACGGGUACCACUCGGGCAGGGGUGGCACAGAGUUCCCCUAUGGUGCCAAGGUGACCUACAGAUGUGAGGAGGGGCUGUCCCUGAUCGGGGACGAGUCCAUCUACUGCACCUCGGAUGAUGGGAAGAGCCUGGUGUGGAGCGGGCCAGCCCCACAGUGCAGGGUGGUUCGCUGCCCCAAACCCGUGCUGGAGAGGGGCACCAUGACCCCACAGACGUUCACCUUUCCCUACGGGCUGCUGCUGAGCUUCUCCUGUGAGCGAGGCUUUGUUCUGCGCGGCACUGCCCAGAGCCGCUGCCAGGCCGAUGGCACCUGGGACCCACCCGUGCCCUCCUGCCAGCCAGUUCCGUGCCCACAGCCCCAAAUACCCUACGGGAGGCUGAGCAGCCCUUCAGGUGAUAAAUCGUGGUACCAGACCAACGAGACAGUCACCCUGGAGUGCCUCGAUGGCUUCCAGCUCUCAGAAAAUGCCAUGGAGGAUUCCUGGACAGCCACAUGCCUCCCUGAUGGCAGCUGGACACCGCUGCCCAAAUGUAAAAAAGAAGGCGAUGUCGAUGCUUGUCAGGAGGUUCAUUACAUUAAAUCCACCUUCGAAUGCGGUGUGCCUGUAGGAGAGGUGAAAACCCUGCUGGAAAUACAGAAACUCUUCCUGGAGAUCAAAAAACUAAARGUGGAGCUGGAGAACUGGAACGAACCUGGACCCGUGUAAAGCUCACCUUUCCUUCGGUGAAUUCUGUGCAGUCACAGCAUCUCUGAGAAGGCUCUGGCUGAUUUAUGGUUUAUGUUUGCAUGCCUGGAGCCAGAGAAACGAUCAGCAGUGCAUGGCAGGCUGCUGUGCCACGCUGGAUGCCAGAGCAGGGAGCGGGCUUUGCUCUAAUCUGCAAGCUUGAUUUGCUCUUUAACUAAUAAAGUUUCACAUUUCAUAUUAGGAACCCAAAAUUGUGAAUAAAACCCGGGCGCUGCACCCUCCUGGUGGGACCCCUCACUCCCCUGGGACUGCACACAGCGGUUUUACCUCCUUCUCCCACUUUGGCACCCAAAAUUGUGAAUAAAAGCCGGGUGCUGCUCCCUGGGUGUGCGACA
Molecule: messenger RNA, 2605 nt
Organism: Malurus melanocephalus (red-backed fairy wren)
Lineage: Eukaryota; Metazoa; Chordata; Aves; Passeriformes; Maluridae
Product: complement component receptor 1-like protein
Exons: 13
Coding region: 138-2231 (697 amino acids)
Source: RefSeq, a predicted model, not a curated record